Naegleria gruberi is the source of this 3249-nucleotide messenger RNA. RefSeq lists its product as uncharacterized. The transcript has a single exon. The record is from RefSeq and is a predicted model, not a curated record. Bases 1 to 3249 code for a protein of 1082 amino acids. Lineage: Eukaryota; Heterolobosea; Eutetramitea; Acrasida; Naegleriidae.
AUGGUCUGCAGUGGACACGGAACGUGUAUAGCCAAUAACCAUUGCUCAUGUAGGCCUGGUUAUGGUGGUGAACAGUGUCAAGAAAUUUCAUGUUUUAACAAUUAUCCAAGGAUGGUUCAAUGUAGUAAUCAUGGAGAGUGUAUUGCCCUCGAUACAUGUACAUGUUACGAUUUAUAUACAGGUCCAAAUUGUGAACAAUGUAAACAACCAUUCCAUGAAGGAGAACAUUGUACUCCCAUUCAAUGUUUUGGUGUUGAAUAUUCAGUGAAGAGUGUUUGUUCUGGUAAUGGUGAUUGCAUUGCAUCAAAUAAUUGUUCUUGUCGUGAUGGUUUUGUUGGUGAGAGAUGUGAACAAUUCACUUGUUUAAAUUCAACUCUGAAUAAUACAGAAUCAAACAAUUCAGUGUUGAUUCCAUGUUCUGGACACGGAGAAUGUGUCAAAGCCAAUAAUACAUGCAAUUGUUAUUCGGAUGUUUUGUAUGGUUUUUGGGCUGGUGCAAAUUGUGAUUCUUGUAAAUCAGGUUAUGGGGGAACAGAAUGUAAGGAACAAGUUUGUUCCUCAUUAACAACUUGUAACGGUAGAGGUGAAUGUACACAACAUAAUGAACCAAAGAAUAAUGUGAAGUACUUCUUUGCUGGUUAUCAAUUAAUAUCAAGGAGUGCAAUUCGUGCUCAAAAUUUCAGAAAUUUAACAUUAGAGGGAAGUAUUGCAACUGAAGGAGGUUUCUCAGUUCAAGUUUUGAGAUCAGCAUAUGGUCAAGUGAAUGUAAGAAAUGACAUUUCAAAAAAUAUGGUCAACUCUGCUAUUUCUCUCUAUCAAGAAUUUUCAUCUCUUGAUUGUGAUCAAACCAUGCAACAAUCCAUUCCAAGUGGAGGUUUAAAUCUAAAAGCUGGCACUUACUGUUUCCCACAAGGGUUAAAUGGAGGAGGAAAGAUUUCUGUUUCUGGAAGUGGAAGAAUUGUCUUGAUUUUAAAAACCAAUUUGAAUUAUGGCUUCACUGUUGAAUAUUUAGAUGGUGCCACAGUUGAUAAUCUAUUCUGGGUAGUUGCUAUGGGUAGUUCCAUUAGUGGUAAAUUCUCUGGUAAUUUACUGACAGUUGGUCAAAUUAAUGUUAAUAAUGCAUUCAUUUCUGGAUCAAUUAUCAAUGUAGGAUCUUCUGAAAUGAACCUCAAUGGAGCUUCAUUCGGUCCAAUCUACUCCCCUCCUGUAGUAGAUCCUUGUAAAUGUUUCGGUAAUUAUGCUCCUCCAUACUGUGAAUCAUGUAGUGCUGGUUUCUUUGGAGACAAUUGUACUCUCUCAUGCUCACCAGAAAGGAAUUGUAAUGGAAGAGGUCAAUGUUCACAAACAGGUUCUUGCUUAUGUGGACCAAGAUUUUCUGGUGCCUAUUGUGAAGUGUGUGCAACAAAAUGGAUUGGAAAGAAUUGUGACUACUUGAUUGGAGACAGAGCCAUGUUGAAAAUAAGCAAAUUGACUAUUCAAUAUGCAAAUCCAUCCAAAUCUACCCAAAUAGAUUGUUCUUCGAUUCUCCUUGACGAAACUGUAAAAGAAUUAGGAUCCUCUCCUCAAUGUUAUUGGGAUGACAAGUCAACCAAUAGUUUCGUAAUUGAUUUAGGAUUUGGGAAUACCAUAUAUGCUGGAUCCAUUCUCAAAUUCAAACUUGAAAAUGGAAACUCUGCUCUUGUCACUGUCUAUACAGAUCCAAACUCAACCAACAAUCCCCCAACUCCAAUUCUAAAAGUUUCUUCUAAAAUCUCAACAUGUGCCCGAUUAGAAUUGGAUACCUCAUCUUCAUAUUCUCCAGAUAAGAAAUCUAUUAGUUACAAAUUUGAGGUGACAUCAACUCCAAAUGAAAAUUCAAUGGUAGUUUUGAGAAGGGAAUUAUCACUCUUUGAAAAUCAAGCAUUUUUCAAUAUAGCUGCUUCCAAAUUAGCUGUUGGAUCCUACAGCAUCAAACUAACUGUUUCUAGUCCAGUAACUGGAAGUGCUUCAACUCAAGUAACAUUCGAAAUCAUCCCAGUUCCUCCUCCAAUCAUUGAUAUUCCUGGAGGUUUAUCUCAAUCAUUCGUUUAUGGAUCUGUAGUUGUAAUUAAUCCUCAAAUUAGCGUUGCAGGAUGCUCUAAUAAUGAUGGUUCCAUAAUUUACUCUCCUGCCAAAUAUCAAGAUUUUUCCUAUAAUUGGGAACAAGUUUCAGGAAAUGCAACCAAAUUUUCACAAGAAUCCUAUAAUAGAAUUCUUGUCAUUUCAAGUCUACAAAAUGAAGGAAGUUUCAAAUUAAGUGUCUCGUCCUCAACUGGUUAUUCUGAUCGAGUGACAGUUGAAUUGAAAUUGAAAGAGAGUGAAUUGGUUUUGAAAAUAAGAAAUGGUAAUUUCCUCUAUGGAAAAGUGAACCAAGCAAUGACUGUUGAUUUUUCUCAAUCCUAUGAUCCAACUAAAACUUUGGAGAAGGAGGAAUUCUCAAUUGUUUGUAUUCCUUUGGGAGUUCUUGCUGUUUGUCCAAUUUCUGAAAUCUAUGCCAAUGUGAAUCAAGAAAAAAUGUUCACAAUCGCAGAGAAUUCAUUGGUUGCAGGUUUGUAUCAAUUUACCAUUUCCUAUUCGAAAGGACGUCGUUCCAAGACUGAAACAGUUGUUGUGGAAUUGGCUGAAUACGUCUUUUUGAAUGUUUUCAUCAAGAUGGCCACCAAUGAUUUCCUUCCAACAUCUGUUCCUUUGGGAAUGAAUGUUUCAUUAGAAGCAGUUUCUCCACCAGAUAUUAGAAAUGAAGUCACCUACAUUUGGAGUUCCAGGACGAGUGGAUUUACUCUGAAUGAUCAAACAACAAUAUCAGGAAUAACCGGACCAUUUUUAACCAUUCGUGGUGAAGUACUCCAACCAGAUACUUUUUAUACCAUCAGAUUAGACGCGCAGUGGAAUAAGUUGAAUGGUUUUUCAGAAUAUUAUCUUGCAAUUAAUACUCCACCUAAACCAGGUUAUUUUACAGUCAAUCCAUUACAAAGUAAAUCUGGUAUUGACACUGUGACGCUUUCAUGUAGUGGAUGGUCGGAUGAUAAUACACCACUCUCCUAUCAAUUCUUUUUCAAUGAUGCAAAAACUUCAAGUUGGCAAGCAUUAACUGGAAAAGUUUCCACCAAUCAGGUCAAUGUAAUGUUGCCUCCUGGUUAUGGAUCUUCUUCUCAAUUAACAAUUAAGGCAAGAGUUUAUGACUCUACAGGUGCAUUUAGUGAAAUGCAACAAGUUGUAAUGUCCAGUUGA